Chlorella variabilis is the source of this 2979-nucleotide messenger RNA. RefSeq lists its product as hypothetical. The record is from RefSeq and is a predicted model, not a curated record. The transcript is spliced from 11 exons. NCBI's taxonomy places the organism in Eukaryota, Viridiplantae, Chlorophyta, Trebouxiophyceae, Chlorellales, Chlorellaceae. Bases 1 to 2979 code for a protein of 992 amino acids.
AUGGGUGCAGAGGCAGCGGGUCAACCACAGCAGGCAGCACGCCAGGCCGCUCCCACCCAGCCCCCAAAGCCUGCUGCCUGGCCAGACUUCGCCAUCGAGCUGGAUGCCAAGGACGUUGAGCGGCUGCGGCCCGGCCAGCCGCUGAGCCCCCCCAUCCUGCAGCUGUUCUUCAGGCGUGUGCUGCCCACCAAGCUGCGGAAAGCGCGUGGGGGCAGCACCAGCGCGCCCUCGCGCUGCACGGCGUUGGAACCGGGGCUCUACCCAGCCCUGUGCUCUGUUGCGCAGCUGCCAGCCAGCAGCAGGGCCCCGGCAUUUCAGGAUGUGCUGCAGCAUUUCAAGCUGGCUGAGGCGCGGCCAGCUGAGGCCGCUGCGUCAGACAUGCCGCCGCCGUCGCCAGCUCCCACGCUGGCGUCCAGCGAUUAUUUGCUGUUCCCGCUGACGAGUGGCCACGACCCGCUGGGCGUGCACCCCGUGUCGCUGCUGCUGGCCUGCUCCAGCGGCGGCGGCCUGCUGCUGCACCUGGAUUCGCAGGCAAGCUGGAGGCGUGGCGCCGUGGUGGGGCCGCAGGAGCAUGCCAUGUGCCUGAGAGGCCACCUGCCCGCCGACUACGGCAACCAGCAGCAGCCCGCAGCCUCCCUGCCGCCCACAGCUGCACUUGUGGAGCCUGUGCCGCUGCAGCGCGGCCUGACCGACGGCGGCCUGUUUGCCGCCACCAGCGCGCUGUACCUGCUGUCUGGGCUGCCGCCGGCGCUGACGCCGCAGGCGGCGGAUGUGCUGGCGGUGUACCGCCGCACCGAGAUAGACCUGUUUCAGGACAGCCACUACUGCUACCCGGGCUUCCUCACCCGCCAGUGGUACCCUCCAGAGGCCGCCGAGGCGCUGCGCCGGGACCUGGCGGCUGCGGCCUCGGGCGCAGGGCAAGACUCGCAGGUGCCAGGCAACGAGGCCCUGCUGCAACAGCUGGCGGUGGUGGAGCAGGAGCUGGGGCAGGCGUCGCUGCGGCGGUUUGAGAUGCCGUCGGAGCGCGUCAAGCGGCAGCAGCAGAAGAAGCGGCAGCGGGUGCAGCGCAUGCCGCGAGCGCUGCAGCGCGCCCGCUGGGCCACGCUGGCCGCGCCGCUCCAGGUCGCCCCUCCGGCGACAGAGGCCGCGGUGCGUGCAGCGCUGCAGGCACUGCAAGCGCAGCUGCUGGGCAGCGCGGCAGGCAGCAGCGCGGAGCAGGCUGGCGGGCGGGCUGGUCUGCCUCCCGCCGCUGCUACCCGCAGUUGGCCCUUGGGAGGGCCGCAACAAGCCCCGGCCGCAGCAGGGGCCGGCCCCACCGGUGGCAGCGCGGGCCGCGGACGGCCGCAGCGGGCGAGCUCCAAGCGUGUGGCGGAAGUUGUGGCUCAGGAGCGGCAGGCAGAGGUGCUGGACCUGACUGGGUGGGAUUCUGAGGAGGAGGAGGAGGCGGAGGGGGGCAGCACAGAGGACGAGGAGCAGCAGGCAACGCAGAGCAGCGGCGGCACCGGCUGGCAGUUUCACGAGUGGCCCGAUGCAGCGGGCAAGGCAAGAGCAGCUGAGGCCGGCACAGCAGCGGAUGCGGCAGCAGCAGCAGCAGCAGCAGAGGCAGCGGCGGAUCUGCGGCUGCCACCGCAAGAGGUUUACAUGGUCGAUUUGACAGCAGAGGAGGAGGAGGAGGAGCAGCCCCAGCAGCAGGCAAACGCGGGCGGCUUGCCUUUGGCUGCACAGGCGCACCUGGUCUCGGUGAAGCGCUCGCAUGGGCUUGCCUUUGGCGCGUCAGAGGCGGCGGCAGGACAAGAUCUAGAGCAGCGGCAGCAGGGUGCAGCAGCCGAAGGCGUGGAGGGCGAGGCAGGGGCGGCCAAGGAGCCGCGCCUGUCGUGCCGCAACUGCGGCUUGAGCGGUGUCAGGCUUCAGCGCUGCUCAGCCUGCAAGUCUGUCUACUACUGCUCAGCGGCAUGCCAGAGAGCCGACUGGCCACGCCACACGCCCGAGUGCGGCAGCCUGGCAUCGGCGGCAGCGGGCCAAGCAGCCCCGCAGGCGAUACAGGAGCCUGAUGGCAUGGAGCAGCAGCCGCAGCAGCAUCGUGACAGCCCGGGUCAGGCCGCCGAAGCUGCUCCAAGCAGCAGGGCACAGGAUGCGGCAGCAGCCCCAGGGGGCGGCCCCGCCCGCAGCACGGAGGCUGGCGGCUCGGAUGUCGCUACGCCCCUGACGGAGUGGGAUGCCGCGGCUGCCUCAGGUGCCAGCCCCGGUGGCGGAAGCAGCCAUGGCGGCAGUCGGGCAUAUAGCAAGUGGGAGCCCAAUGGGCGAGGAGGCUACACCAAGGCACUCAGCUCCUCAGACCUGCUCAAGCUCCGGCUCAAGGGUGGCGCACUGGGGGCGCACAUCGCCGACGGCGACCACCAAGUGCAGGUGGUGCUGGUGGAGGAUGCCGGCGACGGCGCCGAGGCCGGCUCUGGCGCCCUGCCACAGCACCUACGCCUGACUUGGACAGUGGGGCUGUGGCGGCCCAAGUCGGGGGCAGAGCUGCUGAGCCUGCAGGCUGCGUGGCCCGCCGUGGUGGCAGACCUCAAGCUGGCGCCCGGAGAUUCUGUGGAACUGCAGCCGGAUGGCCGGGACCCUCCGCGGCCAGACGGCACCCGCCGCCCCCGCCUGCUGCUCAGCGUGCGCCGCGGCGCGGGCCGCAGCGCGGUGGUUGGCUUGCCAGCAGCAGGAGCAGCAGCAGCAGCAGCAGCAGCCGCGGGGGCAGCCGGCAGCGGGGGCAGCGCAGCAGGCCGGGCUUUGGUCCCAGAGCAGCUGGCCCGCCUGCAUAGGGAGCUGGCCCACCAAGCCGCAGCGCGCCCUGCCGCGCUGCUGGCGGUGCCGCAGGGAUUCCUGGCAGGCGUGCAGCAGCAGUCGGCACCCCAAGAGCAGCAGCGACGGCAGCAGCAGCAGCAGCAGCAGCAGCAGCAGCAGCAGCAGCAGCAGCAGCAGAACCAGAUGUGA